This is a messenger RNA of Meleagris gallopavo (turkey), 1193 nucleotides long. It is a transcript of the gene LRRC46, whose product is annotated as leucine rich repeat containing 46. Lineage: Eukaryota; Metazoa; Chordata; Aves; Galliformes; Phasianidae. Gene Ontology annotation, molecular function: protein binding. The record is from RefSeq and is a predicted model, not a curated record.
UUCCCUUCUGUUCCUGCUCCCCAUUUGUUCUUCUCCUAUUCCUGUCUCUCUCUUUCUGCCUGGCGCCUUUUCCCCUCAGAGAGGGGACAUGUCUGCCCCAGCUCUCCCCCGUAUCCCCCUAUCUGCACAGCACAAGGACCCAAGGAGGGGGCAGGGACCCUGCUCACCAGCACCCACCGUGGCUGGGGAGGAGGAGGCUCUGUCUGGGGGCUGUGAGCAGAUGUCCCUGGGGGUGACCCUCACUGACCGCCUCGUGGCUGCACGGAGCCUUCCUGGGCUGGGGGAGACCAUGAGACCAGAGAGCUGCUCUGAGGAGCUGCCAGCCCUCCAGACCAUCCGCUUGGACCGGGAGGAUAUCUGCACCAUUGGGAGACUUGGGAGCCUGCCGGGGAUUCACAGCCUCUACCUGCAGAGGAACCAAAUUGAGAAGAUUGAGAACCUGGACUGCUUUCCCAACCUGCAAUUCCUCUCACUGGCUGGAAACUGCAUCCGCAAGAUAGAGAACCUACGGCCCCUGCAACACCUGCGCUUCCUGGACCUGUCCCAGAACCAGAUCCAGACUCUGGAUGCAGAUGAGCUGCCCCGCAGCCUCCGCCUCCUGGACUUGACAGGAAAUGAAUGCACCCACCAACCCGGCUACAGGGAGCUGGUGGUGAGAGCCCUGCCCCAUCUCCUGCAGUUGGACGCCCAGCCCCUCCAUGGCUGCAUGGAUCCUGUCUCAGAUGAGAAAGAGGAGGAGAAACAUUGCUCCACCAGCGAGGAUAGCGAUGAUGAGUUGUUCUCUGAGCUGAGUGCCCCUUUCACCACAGGCAAAGAUUUCUUCACAGAUCUGCAGCAGGAGCUGGCUGGGCACUCUCGGAGGAGGCAGGGGAAGGCCCUGGAGGAACACCAGGCCCGUCUGCAGGAGCUGCAGGAGCAUGGGGGUCUGCUGCUGCCCCCCCUACCGCUGCGCUCAUUGGGCACAGAGAGCUGCCUACCCCCCAGCCCAGGAACCACCACAGCCCCUGGCCCUGGGCGGUCUCAGCUCCAUCCCCAGGCAAAGCAGCCAAAACCAGCUGCCAUCCUGAGCCAGCCCCGGCCCAGAGCCCUGCAAGGGGAGCCUUGUAUCAAAGGGGCAGAGAAAUAGGCAGCACCUCAUGUAUGUGGCACCAGCACAGUGCUGCACAGUUGGAAUUAAAGCCUCUUUAUUCUUA